This is a messenger RNA of Nothoprocta perdicaria, 2503 nucleotides long. It is a transcript of the gene PLAT, whose product is annotated as plasminogen activator, tissue type. Gene Ontology annotation, biological process: plasminogen activation; smooth muscle cell migration. The transcript has 14 exons. NCBI's taxonomy places the organism in Eukaryota, Metazoa, Chordata, Aves, Tinamiformes, Tinamidae. The record is from RefSeq and is a predicted model, not a curated record. The coding region runs from base 80 to 1756 and encodes 558 amino acids. Gene Ontology annotation, cellular component: extracellular region. Gene Ontology annotation, molecular function: serine-type endopeptidase activity.
AAAGCACUGAGCCGGCCUGGGCUGUAGGAGGGAAUCAUCGGCRGAGCGCAGAGCCAAAGGAACUGGAGAUUUGGGGGUGAUGUGGAAACCACAGAGAAUGGGAAGCAAACUCUCCUGUCUCCUCUUACUGCUGGGAGUAUUCAGCACCGCUCAGUGCCAGGGCUUCCGCACGCGGUUCAAACGGGGAGCCAGGUCUCGAGCCACUUGCACAGACCACUCAUCUGGAGAGAUUUUCCAGCACRGGGGCACCUGGCUGAGGCUCUCGGGGAGCAGAAUAGAAUAUUGUAGGUGUGACAGCGGUUGGAGUCGCUGCCACAGCGUGCCCAUCAGAGAGUGUCCUAGGAAUAAAUGCUUCAAUGGAGGACAGUGUUCACAGGCCUAUUACUCCCCCCAGCUCUUCAUCUGCCAGUGCCGCCGAGGCUUCUCAGGGAAGCAGUGUGAAACAGACACCGAAGUGAAGUGCUACCAAGACGCUGGAGUAACGUACAGGGGCACAUGGAGCACGACCAAGAGCGGGGCUCAAUGCCUAAACUGGAACAUGAACGGAUUGAGGGAGUGGAAGUUCAGCGGCCAAAGAGAGGACGCUGCAGAGCUGGGCCUGGGCAACCACAACUACUGCAGAAAUCCAGAUGAGGACGCCAAACCUUGGUGCUACGUCUACAAAGGGGGAAAGUACAGCUGGGAAUAUUGCACUGUGCCCUCCUGUUCCAAAGUUGGGAACAUCAACUGCAAAGCUGGAAGAGGCACGGAUUACAGAGGCAGCCACAGCGUCACCAGCUCUGGAGCUACCUGUUUGAGGUGGAAUUCUCGAAUCCUUGCCAAUAAAUUGUACACUGCUUGGAGGAGAGAUGCCUACCAGCUGGGCCUUGGUAGUCACAAUUUCUGUCGGAAUCCUGACAAUGACAGCAAGCCUUGGUGCCACGUGCUGAAAGGGAACCAGCUCACCUGGGAGUUCUGCAACGUGCCUACUUGCUCCACCUGCGGCUUGAGGGAGCGCAGCGCCCGCCGGUACCGGCUCCGAGGCGGCUCCCGCGCCGACAUCRCCGCUCACCCCUGGCAGGCGGCCGUGCUGGCGCGGAACCGCCGCGCGCCCGGCGAGCGCUUCCUCUGCGGGGGAAUCCUCGUCGGCUCCUGCUGGGUUUUGUCGGCCGCUCACUGCUUUGAGGAAGGCUUCAGUGCAAGUCAGCUGAAGAUUGUGCUGGGCAGGAAUUCUCGAGCAACUCCUGAGGAGAACGAACAAAAAUUUGAAGUGAAGAGAUACACCAAGCACCCAAAAUUUGACUCGGAAAACUUGGACAAUGAUAUCGCUCUGCUGCAGCUGAAGUCGGACUCGGAGCAAUGCGCUGUCGAGACGAAUAUCGUGCGGGCCGCCUGCCUGCCCACGCCGGACCUGCAGCUGCCCGACUGGACCGAAUGCGAGAUCUCUGGUUAUGGCAAAGAUGAGGAAUUUUCUCCCUUUUACUCAGAGCACUUGAAGGAGGGUCACGUCAGACUGUUCCCAGCCGGGCGCUGCACGACGCAGCAUCUAGACAACCGGACAGUUACGGACAACAUGUUGUGCGCCGGAGACACGAGGAACCUGGAUGAUGCCUGCAAGGGUGACUCCGGAGGGCCGCUGGUCUGCAUGAAGGACGAGCGCAUGUUUGCCAUCGGCAUCAUCAGCUGGGGAAUCGGCUGCGGCCGCAAGGACGUGCCCGGCGUUUACACCAACGUGAGCCGUUACCUCGACUGGAUUCAGGACAACAUGAAACCCUGAGGACGACGCACGGACUUGCCCGAGCCUCCUGGCCGCGUGUCCCCAUGGAGCCCUUUGGGGAGUUCUUCUCCUCUGCCUCUCCGGAGCAGACGGGGCAAGACUUGAACAGCGUGAAGUGUGUUUGGAGCACACACAGGCAUGGGUCUUCCAGAACGUGGCCCUAAGGCAGAAAUGGUCUUAUUUCCCGAAGAAUUGGUUAUUAUUUAAAUUAAUUUUCCCCAAAUCCUCUCUAGCUUGGGCUGUUCCCAUCUGGGUCUCACAGCAAAAGGACCAUACUUUUCUACUAUCCAUUUCAUAAACAUACUGCAAGGCCACUUUUGUGGGGGGGAAAAAAGGGGUUUUAUGUAUUUAUUUACAUUGAAAGAUUUUAUACUACACAGAUAUUUGAAGUUUUCUGUGCUUGUUGUUUGGUUUUCUUUUCCUUCUUGUUUGAAGAGUAAAACUUCUACCACUGCAAGAACUGACAAGCCUAAACUUGUCCACCCAAACAUAAAAAUAAAUCUACACUUUAGAUYUGUAGUUUUCUUAAUACAUCACUGGAUUUGUUAAUAAAAGUGUCAUUUCCUCUUUGGCUGUAAAUAUGGAAGAUGUUCCAAUCUGGAUCAAACUUGGUGCUAAGCCGUUCUACUUUGGUUAUUAUCUACAGGGCAGAACAAAUGGCCAGGGCCAUGAGAGCAGGCUCAGGCCUGCUAGAUUAACAUGCACAACUAAAGAUCAAGGCGAAUUAUACUCAGCUGGAUUUAUCCU